AUGGCUACUCAGUCAUUAGCCCCGUACAAGAAGCCCGCACCCAUGAAAAAAGAUGUCAGCAAUAGAGACAUUACCAAGUUUUGUCAUUUUCAUGGGGAUUACGGCCAUGACACCAAUGAAUGCAACAAUCUGAAGCGGGAAAUUGAAUUCCUGAUAAGGAAAAAUAAUCGGCACGUACAGAAGUAUGUCAAGGUCAAUCAGAAUCAGAGGGGCGAUAACAACCAAGACGUGCUACCACCACCAGUAGAUGGACAUCUGCAAGUCAUUAUUGGAGGUUCACACAUAGCUAGAGAUUCAGGCAAAGCCCGUGAGAGGUAUGCCCGAACAGUACAACACGAGCAAGAAGAAGUAGUCCUGGCCAUAGAAGGGAGGAAGUCGAAGAUCCCACGAGCAUGGGAACCCACCAUAACAUUUAAUGAUGAAGAUACUGUCAAGAUCAGAUUUUCGCACAACGACCCGUUGGUCGUGGAAAUCCAGAUAGCCAACAAGAUGGUAGCCAGAACCAUGAUAGAUAAUCGAGCCUCUUCCAACAUCUUAUUCAAGACCACAUAUGAAAAGAUGGGGCUCCAACUCAAAGAUUUAACCCCUGUCUUUAGCCCGUGUAGUAGUCCCUUUUAUAGGACGAAAAUGACACCUACAAGACCUUUGGACUUCAACAUUAACACACCUAAGACCUUUGGUCUUUCCAAUAAAAGCAUACUAAAUAAGACUCUUGGUCUUCAUAAUGAAAGCUCCAUAAUGAAGACCUUUUGA
Cannabis sativa is the source of this 753-nucleotide messenger RNA. RefSeq lists its product as uncharacterized. The transcript has 2 exons. Bases 1 to 753 code for a protein of 250 amino acids. The record is from RefSeq and is a predicted model, not a curated record. NCBI's taxonomy places the organism in Eukaryota, Viridiplantae, Streptophyta, Magnoliopsida, Rosales, Cannabaceae.